Messenger RNA from Colletotrichum paranaense, 954 nucleotides. Its product is annotated as pectate lyase A. Gene Ontology annotation, biological process: pectin catabolic process. Gene Ontology annotation, cellular component: extracellular region. Gene Ontology annotation, molecular function: pectate lyase activity. Bases 1 to 954 code for a protein of 317 amino acids. The transcript is spliced from 2 exons. Lineage: Eukaryota; Fungi; Ascomycota; Sordariomycetes; Glomerellales; Glomerellaceae. The record is from RefSeq and is a predicted model, not a curated record.
AUGUACAUCCGAAACAACCUCCUUGUCUUGGCCCUCUGCCUCUCUACCCUCGGCCUGGCCUCGCCCACCACCAGCUCAAAGAGCGGUUCCAAGACGUCGCACAAGGGGAGCGGUGGUUCCUCCAAGGGCUCGAAAGCGCACUCUAGCGUCCCGGCUCAUGCGCCAAAGGGCACUCCGGCGCCAGGUUCCGGAUCCGGAUCCGCAGCCAGUGGCGGCGGUGGUGGUUCCGCAGCAGGCAACGGAACGACCUCCGGCGGCGCCAACACGGAGCUGCAGACGACGUUCCCAACGGCCAAGGGGUCGCAGAAUAUUGCUACCGUCAAGACCAUUGCUGCGGGCCAGUCGUUUGACGGCGGGAUGGUGAUGUGGGAUCGGAGUCCGAGUACCUGCAAGGGCCAGACUGAGGGCGGGAACAAGGACGCGGUGUUUAUUCUCGAGGAAGGGGCUACGAUUAGCAAUGUGAUUAUUGGGCCUAAUAAUGGUGAGGGGAUUCAUUGUUUGGGGAGUUGUACCAUCAACAACGUCUGGUUCCAAAAAGUCUGCGAAGACGCCAUCACGUUCCGCCAAACCUCGGGCACAUCCUACGUCAACGGCGGCGGCGCCCAAGACGCGGCCGAUAAGGUCCUCCAGCACGACGGCGGCGGGACCGUCGCCGUGAAGAACUACUUUUGCAAGAACUGCAGCAAAAUGUACCGCAGCUGCGGAAACUGCAAGACGCAGGUGGCGCGGCACUCGACCUUUGACAAUAUCCGGCUCGACGGCGGAAAAGUGCUCAGCGGUGUCAAUGGGAACUUGGGGGAUGGGACGAUUGUGAGGGACUCGUGCGUGCUGGGCGGCGCGCAGGUGUGCGAGAACUUUGAGGGGAAUAGUAGUGGUGCGGAGCCCAAGUUGGUCUCGAGCGGGCCGGAUGGGAAGUUGUGUGUUGCUACGAAUGUUAAGACGAGUGGGUGUUGA